AUGUUAAAUAAAAUAAAAGACAAACCACUUUCUUAAUUAAUAGCAGAAUUGUAACAAAAGUAUUAAGAGGAUAAUGACUAAUCAAAUAUAUUUCAACAUAUUUAUUAGAAAUAAUUAGAGCAAGAAAGUUCAACCGAUUCAUCUCAUUUAUUGCCUGCAUUGCUUUCAGGAACCACAGGUUUUUAAUCAUCAAACUCUUAAGAUGAGAAUUAAAAUUAAGUACUUUAAAAAGUUCAAAAGAAUAUAAAAAAAGAAAAGAAAAAUAAAAAAACAGGAAAGAAGUCUUAAGAAGAAAAAUAAGAAUUUUCUUAAAUUACAGAUAAAAAAGAAAUUUAAAUGAUUAGAAAUAGAAUAUCAGCAUAGAAUUCUAGAGAUAGAAAGAAGGCUUAUUUAUAAAAACUUGAAGAAGACUUUGUUAAUUAAUCAGGUCAAUUAUCAUAAAUGUAAGAAUAAGUCAGUCAAUUAUAGCAAUAAUUAGAAGAAGUUUAAAAAAUAAAUUUGUAGUUGUAAUAAUAAUAUUAAUUUCUAACUUGUUUAAAUUGUGGUAGUAAGCAUUUAGGUUAUGAUGAUGAAAAUCCAAUUUCUAUAUCAAAGAAUAAAAGUAUUGGUAAAUUAGGGCUUUCAUUUUUAUUUAUAGUAGCUAUUAUAGGAUGUAUUUCAAUAGAUUUAAGUCUUGGAUCUUAAUAAUUAAAUACUAUUUAAUCAGAUAAAUUUAAUGAACACUAAAUCAGAAGUUUAAAUGUGAGCGAUGAUGAAUAUGGAUUAUUUGAUCAUUUUUCAAAAAAUAGAAUAAGGGGUAUGACUGAAAUUAUGGGAUACAAUUCAGAAUAUAAUUAUAAAUUUUUUGAUACUACAUAUAGAGCAAUUUUACAUAGUGAAGAAAGUAUUGUUAAUGGUUUGAUUAAUUUUAAUAAAGAGAGAGUUAAGAAUAAUAAUGGAAAAGCACUUGCUCCUCUUAAUUAUCAUUAACCAAGCGUUGAUUCUCUCUUUUGUCCUUCCAUUUAUAAAUAUGAAAACUAAACUUAAGGGUAACAUAUAUCCUAUUUAAUAGAAUUCGAAUGCAUUAUUAAGACAAUUAAUGGUUACAUUUAAUUAUUCCAAAGAAUAAAGUGAAUAUAUUUUAUUAAACAACUGAUAACUCUAUUGUUUUAAAAGAAAGCUUUACUGAUUCCAAAACAGAGAGUAAAACUAUAUAUUAAGAGAUUUGGUGUCAAAUAAAGAGUGUAAAUGAUUUCUAUGUUUGA
This is a messenger RNA of Paramecium sonneborni, 1244 nucleotides long. Lineage: Eukaryota; Ciliophora; Oligohymenophorea; Peniculida; Parameciidae. The record is from the annotation of a GenBank genome assembly.